Messenger RNA from Nilaparvata lugens (brown planthopper), 6376 nucleotides. It is a transcript of the gene Ccn, whose product is annotated as CCN family member 1. The record is from RefSeq and is a predicted model, not a curated record. Bases 213 to 1373 code for a protein of 386 amino acids. Gene Ontology annotation, cellular component: extracellular matrix. Gene Ontology annotation, biological process: cell adhesion; signal transduction. The transcript has 7 exons. Gene Ontology annotation, molecular function: integrin binding; heparin binding. Lineage: Eukaryota; Metazoa; Arthropoda; Insecta; Hemiptera; Delphacidae.
AGACUUGUUGAGUUGAUUCGAGUCUGUCAGUGAAAGUGCGUCAGGCUGGUACUCAGCCCGUUCGCGCCCCGGUUUCGUCAGUAAGGUCCACCAACACCCCUUCAGGUGUCCACACACACCUCCAGCACUGGGCAUGCCAAUGAGCGGAAACCUUUUAUGUGAUAUAACAGAUUGAGCCUAUGGACAGAUAAGGGUGGAUUUCAGUCGGAGCCAUGGCAGUGCCUGGUUUAGCACACUCCACGCUUCUGCUCAGUUUCAUCACCUUGCUGAAAGGUGUCUCUACCGUUUGCAAUGACUCCAUCUGCGACAACCAAAUUCAGGUGUCUGGAGGAUGCAGAUAUCCCUGCCAGUGCCCAGAGCGUGCCUGCCUGGAGAUCUCCCGCGACGUGUGCGGCUGCUGUCCGAUGACAGCUUGCGAGGAUGACGAGGUCGACCAAGAGGAUGGCCCCGUGUCUCAGCUGGGGCAACCCUGCUCCUUCACCCGCCCCUGUGACCCCACAAAGCGGCUCGUCUGUCGAUUCGCCACCCAACUCGAUAGCUCCGGCUAUUGUACAGAACCAAAAGGAUUGCCUUGUACAGUUUACAAUACAAGUUACAGUCACGGAGAAACAUUUUUAUUAGACUGUAGAACACAGUGUACGUGCCAGGACGGUCGCUACGCAUGCGCGUCACUUUGUCCGCAGGAGAGCAUAUCACCGCAGGGAAGCUGCCUUCACCCUCGCCUUGUUGACAUUCCCGGUCACUGCUGUAGACAGUGGGUCUGCGAUCGCCAGCCAGUGGCGGAAUGCAGACCGCAGACGUCUGCUUGGACGCGCUGCUCAUCGGAGUGCGGCCAAGGCCUGAGCAGACGGACGUCGUCCGACAAUCCGCAAUGCGUCGCCCGCAACCAGACGCGACUCUGUCAGCUGCGACCCUGCGAUCAGCCAACUCUACUCCCCCCCUCAUCACCUCGUCAUCAUAUCAGGAAAGGACACGAGUGCAAGGCGACCGAACGCAGCGCCGUGAAGCAGCGCCUGGUGUGGGGCGGCUGCGUGAGUCGUCGCGCGCUGCGGCCACGACACUGCGGCGACUGUCCGCACACCGCAGGGCACUGCACGCCCGACCUGAGUCGCACCCUGCGGCUAGAACUGCUCUGCCCUGCGGACGCGAUUCUGCUACCGGGUCCCGAGCGAGCCGCUCUCUGGCGGAACGCGGACGACCCGCAGACGGCGCUUCCGCCGCACGACUCGUCCGCGCGGUCCGUGUUCGCAGACGUUGAGUGGAUCAUCAAGUGUCACUGCGUUAAAAUGCCGCAGUCGCAUGCGGUUGCGGCCACCACACACAAAACACCGCUGCUGCUUCACAGAGUGCACAGGACCGUGCCUUCCAACUAGUGUUUUCGCAACUCUUCGUUUUUCUAAUUUGUGACAAACUUCUAAUUACGUGGACAGUCAACGAAAAUUAUGAUUACAGAAAAUUUUGGUCUACUCAAAACAAUUUCCGACUUGGAAGUCGUCAAUUCUUUCUUGAUAGCUCAAUCCUGAACUGGAAGAACAUACCUUGAUAGUUCGGUCAAGCCUAUUAUAGUCCAUUUUCAAAACAACCUCUGAUUUGGAAGGAUAUGGGGAAUAAAGAAAAGUAGGGAUACAGCGUUCGGUAGUCUUUAGUGAGUUUUCAACAGCUCAUUAUACAUAUACGUACAGUUACUAUAUGGGACUAGAACAGUUAUAUAGGAACUGAUAUAGUAACUGUACCCAUACUUAGUAUCCUCUCGACUGGAUCGACUGAUUGACCUAGUAGUUUCCUGGAUCGACUGAGUCUGAUCGACAACUUGGCAACUGCGACUCUUUCUAUGACUCUAUUAAUCAUUGUAAUCGGCUGAUCUCCCUCCAUUUCUCUGCUCCGCAUAUUCCUCGUAGGUUAUUUUAAAUGGACUUCAAUUGGCUAGAUUGAACUAUCAUGUUCUGAUCUUUCAGUCCAGGAUUGAGGUAUCAAGAAUGAACUAUUGACUAUCAGUCAUUAUUCUAAUAACAGUGACACAUUUUUACUAAGGAGUUUGAACUAUCAACCAUGAAAUUACAAGUUUGUUUACAAGUUUGUGGCAAAAGAAAUGUGUUAGAGAGAACUAUCAGCCAUAAGUUCAUAUGAUACGAAGUUCUAUGAACAUUGUUCAUGGAGAGAAUAUAUUGUGAUUUAUUGAGCUAUCAGUUACAAAUCAUAACAAUACCCUUUUGAUGUGAAACAUAAAAUGAGCCCUUUUGAAAUGUAAUGAGCCUGAAAAGACUAAUGUUAUACAGUUCCAUUGAUGGACUUUUGAAGUUUCAAAUUUUUACUGUGAAAUUGUCUCUGUAUUUCAAUGCAACUCAUUGAGGAGGAAAAUGAAGAUAAGUAAUGAUUUCAUAAAUUUCCGAGGAACUUAUGAUGUGAAUUUGACAUCAAUAAAAAUUAUUAUAGAGAAAACGAAACAGGUAACCGGUGUGUAUUGUCACGUAAUUUUACUAGAAAAUCGAGGAUUUUGCCACUUUUUCUACGUUACAUUCUCAUCUUUCGACAUUCCUACUGAUUUUUCUUUAUAAUUAUUUUGUUUCAUGUUGUAACUUCGACGACUCGAACUAGAUUAGAAAUAAUUAUCCUUAUCAGGAGAUAGAAAAUCCAAGUACCCUUUAUUAGAAGGCUUUAAUAAAGGGUACUGCGAUUUUUUAUUUCCUGGAUUAUAAGAGCAGCCCUCACCAAAACGUGAACAGCUAACUUUGUUUUUUUCUAUUAUGCUUCAAAUGUAAUGCCACUUACAAUCACACUUAAUGACACUUCUGUGUCUCAUAUCAUUUUGUUGUUUUCAUCAAUGUUGCACCCAUUAUUAUAAUUUCUAUUACCUUUUUCAUCCAUCACGUCUCUAAGGCACAGGAGGAUUUUCAGGACCUUACAUUUGAAUAAACCAAUCAAGUCGCAACUCCCUUCCUUCACUAAAACUCAGAUUUACGGUCAUUCAUACUCUAAAGAUUCCCUGAUUCUGUAGUUUCCUACAGUGGAGCUUGAGAUAGCGUGACUUUUGAUUUCCUGCUCGACCACCGAAAACGUCGAUGAUUGAAGUCAGCACAGAAGAUGUCUGAAAUAAAAUGUCAGCAGACGAUGAAUCGUAAGGCGAGGAGGCGAAGCCGUUCAAGCACAUGCUAUCAUGCUGCGCCAGAAUUGGAGAACGAACCGCAAGUAGACGAACGAUGGUUGGAAAAGAGCGGAUAUUGGUCAUUUCCCAGUGCAAUACAAACGCGCAGUCACUGAAAAAAGAGGCCACGCUCGAGUCGAAACGAAAAUCUAAUAUUACCCUCGACCAGCUCAGAACCAAAAACGCGAUUGUGUUUGUGAUUCGAGCCGGCAAAGAUCGCUCGAAUUCAUCAUCACAACCCAUCCAAUAUCCACGAUUUAACUGUCUAUUCGGUUAUCUAUAUCCCGCCAUGUAGGCUGCUGCUGUCUGACAAAAAGUCAAGAUCAAUGUGUAGCGAUAUUGCGUGCCUAUAACUGUCGGUGAUAUUAAUCAGUUUGCUCACGACUACUGCACUUCAUCUGUACCUCAUAUCAACGACCUGUGUGUUUGAUGUAUUGACUUCACUCUAACAUUUGUGUUAUCUUGUUCUAUACAAAAAUCAGUGCUAUCCAAUCGGGGCUAACUCGUUCCAUGACAACUCAAAACAUUUUAUUCGCUUCCCUUGAUUGUCAAAGAAAUGAAUGGUUCCAAUUCCAGUGUUAUGGUUGAAUUGCAUACCCAUUAUUGGUAUAGGGUUAGAAAAAUGACUCCAUUGAAUUGGAUUUAGAAACCAUUAAUUAUUAGAACCUUAAGUAAUUUUGAAACUGAAGGUUUUUCUGUUCAUGACAAGAUGAUAACAACUCAUUGUUGAUUUGAUAAGAGCGAAUUCUCCUUAUCUUUAUCUGAAAUCGAACUGGAAAUUUAUCACGAUAUACAGUACUGAGAGGAGAUCAAAUUCUCAAUAAGUGUUAAGAAUGAAGUAUUCAUGAAUGUUCUGCAAAGAAUGAGUAGAAUGUUCUGCAUAAUACUAACUGGAGUUUGAAUCCGUUUGGUCUUUUGUGGUAUACUCUUGUCAUUGAAAAAAGGGAUUUGCAUAGUAUUUUAUAAACUAUUGUCAGUCUCAACUUUUACAUCUUCAUAUUAGUUUGUAGCUUCAUUCAUCUCAAGUUGAUCUUGAUGUUCAAGAACAUCUCAAUUUCGAUUAUCUUUAGUAAAAAAGCAUUCUCCUUGAAAACUGUUCAACUAGCUUGAGAUGUUCGAUAGACGUUCAAGAAAUAUUCUUCUCUACUCUCUCUAGUUGAAUAAAACUCACUUCCUCCACGAUUGCAUGAGAAUUUGGAAGAUAAAGCACUCCACCUUCAUUACAUUGGAGAGAAUUUCCAAGUUUAAUUUUAGCAUUGAGGAUAAUAUAUACGUCAACAGAUUCAACUGUCUCACUGUUUUAAUUCACAUUCUGAACAUGAACUACUUGCAGUAAGGAUGGAGACCUGGAACAAGCUUAUCCACUCAGUGGAAAUGGAUUUAUAGAAGAUAUUUGUGGAGUAUAACAGGAAGAAAACAGGAAGGAUGGGGAAUGGGGGAUUUGUGGCUGUAUUCGCCUUCUCAUUUGUUUGUGUAUCACGUAACACUUUCGGCUGGUUUUGCGGCACUAAAUCAUCGUUACAAGUUUCCGAUAAAAAGAUAGAGUGGAAACUGGAUGAAUAAGAAGAUAGAUGGGGAAAGAAUGGAAAAAGAAGAAGAAGAGAAAUAAAGAAAACAUGAGAAGAUGGAGCGAGAAGAAGAUAAAGAAGACAUGAGAUGAAGGUGCGUGAAGAAGAGUAGAAGAAGAAGAAGAAGAAGAAGAAGAAGAAGAAGAAGAAGAAGAAGAGAAGAAGAAGAAGAAGAAGAAGAAGAAGAAGUAGAAGAAGAAAAAAAGAAGGAGAAGAAAGAAGAACAACAAGAACAAGAAGAAUACAGGAGAAGAAGAAGGAUAGAAAGAAGAAGAUCAGGAAGAAAAGAAAAAUAAAGAUAAUAAAAAGAACAAAACGGAUGAGAAAACAGAAAAAAGAAAAAGAAGAAGCAAGAGCAAAGUUUCCGCUACAAUAAAGUGGUCUGAAACAUCACCGAAGUCCAGUUAGAAGUGGAAGCUUGGAGAUGAAAAAGUUUGAGCAGUGUGCUGAACAUGGUUUAAUGAUGUACUGGCUCUCUCUAAUAUCUCCGGCUUGCCUUCUCUCCAGCAAUAGAACAAAACUGAACAGCUUCGCAACCCAUUUUGCACGAUGCAGUGAUGAUCGUUCUAUUUGGAUAGGACUAGCAAUGAGGUAUUUCAACACUGUUCAAUAUCUAUUUGAUGGAAAAAUAGUUGAUUAUUAGUUUUUUAAUGUGAACAUUAUCAAUAGUCCCAUGUCUCGAAAUGCGAGCUAUUCUAUCAUAGACCACAGUUCUUUCAAUUUUUCUAUUUUCUUUCAUUUUUCAAGUUUGAUGAUAAUAUUUUUCAUCAACACUCCCAAGUCUCAAAUUGCGAACUAUCCUAUCGUAUACCAAGAUACUUUUAAUUUUUGUUUUUCUCUCAUUUUUCACAUUUGAUGAUAAGAUUCUUCAAUGUUAAGUUGUUGUAUUGAAUCUCAUUCACGUUUCAUUUUAUAUUAUUGUUAAUUGAAUUGAGAAGCUGUAACCUUUUGUCAAUGAUUAUUUGGUACUCUGUUAAUAAUAAAAAAGGGUUUUCUUGAAACCAGCAAAUACUCUGUUUAUAAUAUAUAUUUGAGAUUUCCAAUCUUCAUUCAAUGUCUGCUGCGCUUGAUUAUUAUCUACUCUUCUGUAGAACUCCAGACAUGUUCUAUUUCAUAGAAUUGAUACAUAAUAAUCAAAGAAAAACAGUGUUUCAUCCUUAAAAACUAUUGUUUAAACCAGAGUCUGGUAGUUUUCAACAUUACAGCAAUUACAGCUAAAAAUUGUACACCUGUACUCAAUACUAUGAAAGAUUGGAGAAUUGUGAUGUGGAAUGUGAAGUCAGUGUUUGUUUUCAUCCAAAGGUUUCUAUCAUAGCUUUAAUGAUCCUAUAGUAGCUAGGAGACGCUUCUAAUUCAAUACUUAUUUUGAUGUUUCAAAAACCCCGUUUUACUACCCCAAAUACUGUCAUUUAUCAAUAAUCAAUAUACUACCAUAUCAAGAAGCAAAACAAGAAAUUCACAUCAAUCGCGUCAAUAUCAACACGGAAUGGUUAUAUUACUCUCUGGAAUAAAUUAGAAUCUUUUUCAUCAAAUCCGAUUCAAACAUAAUGAGGGGUUGGAAUCAAAAUUUCUCUCAGACUAAUCCAUUCGGAGAAACGAUAGUAUUUUUUCGUCUUUUGCUUUGUACAGAAAAUGAUGGAUUGGAUAACGAGAGGCGAAUUUCCUU